This is a messenger RNA of Rhinichthys klamathensis goyatoka, 2192 nucleotides long. Its product is annotated as phosphatidylinositol-binding clathrin assembly protein-like. The transcript is spliced from 16 exons. Gene Ontology annotation, molecular function: SNARE binding; phosphatidylinositol-4,5-bisphosphate binding; clathrin heavy chain binding. The record is from RefSeq and is a predicted model, not a curated record. NCBI's taxonomy places the organism in Eukaryota, Metazoa, Chordata, Actinopteri, Cypriniformes, Leuciscidae. Bases 443 to 2113 code for a protein of 556 amino acids. Gene Ontology annotation, biological process: clathrin-dependent endocytosis; clathrin coat assembly; synaptic vesicle budding from presynaptic endocytic zone membrane. Gene Ontology annotation, cellular component: extrinsic component of presynaptic endocytic zone membrane; clathrin-coated pit; clathrin-coated vesicle.
CAUCAGCGGUCAGCGUCCUAUAUUCCUCCAGCUCUCAUGGAACAGCACAGGCCCGCCAUUUGCCUUCGCUGCUCUUCAAUCCUGCGGGCUUACACGAAUAAAACAGGCGGCGGUUGAACGGCGGGAUUAGUGUCCGAGAUAUGAGAGAUGAGUCACGAGCCUUUACAGCGCGCGAUUGAAACCCGUAACAAUGUAAGAAUUCCGCGCGGGAUAUUCGCUAACAUCAUUUCUGGAUUCAUCAUCGUCUCGCGCAGCGGAUAACUGUGUGCAAGGCUUCCCAUCUGCCUCCUCUUGUCCGACCAAUCUUUGUCUCCCCCGUAUACAAGUAUCGUACGGCAGGAGGUCGACCGGCCGGGAACUGUGAACACUAUUUAGUAGCAGUUUGAAUUUCAAUAUUCAUCAUACAUAUUAUUGGAUUCUUGAUAGCUGGAAAGCUUUGAAAAUGUCUGGGCAGAGCAUUACAGACAGGAUAACUGCUGCUCAGCAUAGCGUUACUGGAUCAGCCGUUUCCAAAACUGUCUGCAAGGCAACAACGCACGAAAUAAUGGGCCCUAAAAAGAAACACUUGGAUUACCUGAUACACUGUACCAAUGAGAUGAAUGUGAACAUUCCUCAGCUGGCAGACUCUUUGUUCGAGAGAACCACCAACACCAGUUGGGUGGUGGUCUUUAAGUCCCUAAUCACAACACACCACCUCAUGGUUUAUGGGAACGAGCGAUUUAUUCAGUACUUGGCCUCAAGGAACACCUUAUUCAACCUCAGUAAUUUCCUGGACAAAAGUGGCCUACAAGGUUACGAUAUGUCAACAUUCAUUCGGAGGUAUAGUCGAUAUCUGAAUGAGAAGGCCGUAUCGUAUCGACAGGUGGCAUUUGACUUCACGAAAGUAAAGCGUGGGGUGGACGGAGUGAUGAGAACCAUGAACACAGAGAAGCUCCUUAAAACCAUCCCUAUUAUACAGAACCAGAUGGAUGCCCUCCUUGACUUCAAUGUCAAUGCCAAUGAACUUACCAAUGGGGUUAUUAAUGCAGCCUUCAUGCUUCUUUUCAAAGACUCCAUCCGACUUUUUGCAGCUUACAAUGAAGGGAUAAUAAACUUAUUGGAAAAGUACUUUGAUAUGAAAAAAGUACAGUGUAAAGAGGGUUUGGACAUCUACAAGAAAUUCCUUACCCGAAUGACCAGGAUCUCAGAGUUCCUCAAAGUGGCAGAGCAGGUGGGAAUAGACCGUGGGGACAUACCUGACCUGUCUCAGUUUACAGUGUGUGCCCCCAGCAGUCUUUUGGAUGCCCUGGAGCAACACUUGGCUUCAUUAGAAGGGAAGAAGGUGAAGGACUCCACUGCCGCCAGCAGGGCAAGCACACUCUCCAAUGCUGUGUCAUCUCUGGCCAACACUGGCAUGUCUUUCACCAAAGUGGAUGAAAGGGAAAAGCAGGCAGCUCUGGAGGAGGAGCAGGCGCGAUUGAAAGCACUAAAGGAACAGAGGCUGAAGGAGCUCUCCAAGAGGCCUUCGUUUGGUACGACAGACACUUCUCCAGUCUCCACCACAGCAGCAUGCAUCAGCACAGCUCCUGCCAUAGACCUGUUCUCCACUCCCAGCUGCUCCAAUGGUGCUCUGAAGAUGGAGAGCGACCUCUUCAAUAUGCAGACUAACUUUCAGGCGGGCAUGCAGCCUGGACCCUCUGUGGCCACGGCAUGGGGAGAUCCUUUCUCUUCUUCUGAAGCUGUAGAUGACUCCAUUCCAAACCUAAACCCUUUCCUAACCAAAGUUGUUGUUGAUGGUGCUCAUCUACCCGUUAUGUCAUCAGAUGGUGUUAGUUUCUCCUCUAGGACAUCAGGUCAUGAGAUUUUUGGUGAUCAGUACAAUCCCUUUAUUGAUUCAAGUUCAUCUGUAUCAACCAAUUACAAACGCACUGUUCGGAUAGAGCACUUAAUCUCAGACUCGUUUGGUCAACCGUCUAUGGUCCAGCAUCUCCCAAACCCCUCUCCCUUCCAGUCUGAGCCCUCCACUGUAGCAGGCCUAUUCAGAGGUAGGGAGCCUGUGGCUGGAGGUUGCCUUGUGUGCCCCCUUUGUGAAAUAUGUUUUCCUUCGUCUAUAAUGCUGUCUGAUCUAACAUGAUCUAUCACCAUUCAAAACUAGAUCCUUAAAGGCCUAGUAAAGACCUAAAAAUGACAAUUCUUUCAUCAUUUACUCACCC